Trypanosoma theileri is the source of this 2085-nucleotide messenger RNA. RefSeq lists its product as uncharacterized. The coding region runs from base 1 to 2085 and encodes 694 amino acids. The transcript has a single exon. NCBI's taxonomy places the organism in Eukaryota, Euglenozoa, Kinetoplastea, Trypanosomatida, Trypanosomatidae. The record is from RefSeq and is a predicted model, not a curated record.
AUGGAGGAUGAUGUUGUACAUAGUCGAUGUACUGCUAUAAUUCAGCAGCUUCUUUCUAGUGAUGCCCAACAACCAAUUCAUCAGAAGCAUCAUCGUAUCAUUACUACCGCAGCUGAAGCUUUACGUCAGCGUGCCAUGCUAUUAUAUCGUCUUUGUCGAGCAAAACAGGAGAAACUCGCCGAAAAUCAAACCGAAGAUGCCGCGUACUGCGUAUUAGCCGCCGUUUCAUCCUGUCAACCCGAUAUGUGGUCCGUUCUGUGUAAUUGGAGUCGCGGUUUACGGCCACGAAUGCCGGAGUUGCGAUUUGGCGCACCUGCACCCAUGACUGUGAAAUUAAAAGAGGUGGAACACUUUAUUGCCCGUACUUCUUAUUUACAACCCGUCGUUCAUACAGAGAAUCAUACACUUCCCAUAUCAUCAGGAGGAGGAGGAACAGGAACAGGAACAGGAGGAAACACUAGAGUUUCCACAUGUUUAAUAGGUACACCAAAUGGUACAAGAAAACAUCCUCGCGAUGAUGAAAAUAUGAAUGGGAGUAAACUGGAAAUGGAGCUGGUGGUACAAUUGGUAUUUAGUUAUUUUCAGCUUAAUGUACCAAAUGUAAAAAAGCUCCACGCUGUGGUUUCUGCCUAUGAAAAGGAGAUGGGAGGUAUAAAGGUUCUUCCAAAUGUAGAAGAAAAUAUAAGCAAGAGACCAUUAGGAUCAUCUGGUCGUCGCUCUGGAGUAAAUACGAUUGCAGGAACUCAUGGAGAGAGUAAUAGUAAUAACACUGGAGCUCUACUCCCUGAAGAAGAUGACUUGGAUGAUGAUAUCAUGGAUACUCAUUCCAUGACACUUCCUUUGGAUACCUCAUCCUUAUGUAGUUCUUCUACUUUUGGUUUCCCAUCCGUUAGUUCUGUUGUUCCACUUCAAUAUUUUGCUCUUCCUAUGGGUUUAAAAGCAUUAGCUGAUUCUAUUGAUUCUGCACGUUCCGUUUUAUUUUAUGAUCGAUUACAGAGAUGCCUACGGAAUCCACUUCUUUAUUCUCCAUUGUCAUGUAUGAAUGAAGCUAAUGCGAGUUUUACAGAUAUAAUGAGUGAAUCACCUAUAGAUGAAGUGGAAGAGGCCUAUUUAUACUUUUGUCACAAUGCAUUUGGAGAUAGUGACGGAUCUUUACAAUCUCCUACUCAUUUUUUACAUCCAUCACGUGCACGACUUCAAUCGCUUAUGCCAUUACCUUUACAAUUAGUGACAGCACAGCAACUCUGGACUAGAUUGUUAGUGGCAGGUUUAUGGCUUCAAGUAUGUAAUACAGAGUCUGAUCACUCCACUUAUAAUACAAUAUUAAACUAUUGUACUAUGAUUGUAAAGGCUGGAGAAAAUGAUCCUUAUUGUGCUGUUUGUGAAGGUCUUGUGAGAGAGAAACCUGCAUUACGUCUUUCAGCAUUAACACAAGGAGAAGAUAACUCUAUCCAUAUGGAUAAUGUAUAUUCAUGGGAAGAGAUAAAGCAGAAAUCUAUUCUUCCUUCUGUAGUAGAAGAAUCCAUCUGUGAUGAAGUGUUGCGAGGUCUCACUAUUCAAUUAUGCCGAAAAGCCGUUAUUGAGGCAGAGAAGGAUACUCUUACUCAAAUUCAAAAUACAACCACAUCCAUGACUCCAAAGAGAAGAAGUGAUCGUACCUCUCUUUCUUCACUAUUUCCUACUCUGCGAGAGUUAUUGUUGGAAGUGCAAGGCUCUUAUCCUCUCGCUGCCUGUCGUGCCGCAUUAAUUGGCGGUUCCAGUGGAGAGACAUAUUUAAAUGAUCUAUUAAAAAGCGAACAUACGAAUAAAAAAAUACAUGAUAAGGGUUGUGUUAAUGGACCUUCAAGAGAGACGCGGUUAGUAAGAGAAUUGAUGGAUACCGUUCCCCGCAUUCCUCGUCUACGUGAGGUGGAUGCAGUGUUGGAGUGCGCUUCGUGUUUAUUGCUGUUUCAUCAGGACUGUGUGUGUCCUGUGCAGCGUGAUGCCAGUGGUGGAAUCUUUCUCUGUCAUGCAUGUAGACUUGCGCGGAGUUCGUGGCUGCUGCCGCCUUUAAACUCCACUACUACCACUGUAGAUAAUGUGUGA